AUGAUAGCACGUCGGCUGGGGGUAUCUACCGGGUUUUACUGUGUGUACAAAAGAGCGACAAAGUUACGCGAUUCCUCCGUCGACGGCCUUACGAAAAUCCCGCUCAUCAUGGGUACCGACUGGAACGAUCCGAGCGUUCUCGCGACCGAGUAUUCCAUCCUGAUCAAGAUGCAAUAUACUCUAUGCGGUCUUUACAUCUGGGAGUUACUUUUGGGCCUCAGAUUCGACUGGUUGCUACUAAAACGGCAAGAUCAACGCCCGUGGUCGACGCUUGCGAAAUGGCUCUAUCUCGCUUGCCGCUACGCUCCUAUGAUGACUUUGACCACCAUCUUUGUGGGCUUCCAGGCGCCAGCCGGGACUAAUUGCAAGGUCUGGGUCAUAUGUUUAUACAUCAUCGGGUCCUUGGCGAUAGAAUGCUCAUCCGCGCUCAUCGCUAUUCGCGUAUUUGCCCUGUGGAAUAGAUCUUCUUUCACGAUGGCUCUGAGCGCCAUUGCCCUUGCAGUCCAGGCAUCAAGCUGGAUCUACCAACUCAUAAAGGCGGACGCUAUCUAUCAGGCUAGCACGUCCGGCUGUGCCCCAACUGAAACGCGGACGAAUAGGGUCUACAUAACCGUCACAUUUCUGAUAGACCUCGGCUUACUUUGUGCUAUGUUCGUUGGGCUCGCAAGGCGGAGGAAUGCACAUGCGUCCGGAUCCAACAUGUGGCGGAUACUCUGGCAUCAAGGUCUCAUCUGGUUAACGCUUGCAACUCUAGCAGAAGUUCCGACGGUUACCUUCCUUUGGUUGAAUCUCAAUCAGAUCAUGAACCUCAUGUUUUUCUCGCCAGAGUGGAUGAUACUCGCAAUUGCAGCUGCGCGUAUGUAUCGCGUACUCAUGAGCCAUUUUGCGACCAGCGCAUACGGUCCCAGAAGAGCAUACGACACACCACCAUACAGAGACGCGUAUGAAGCUUCUCAAAAUAUUCCACUACGCCCUCUUCACACGCAAGUGAGGGGGCUUAAAAGCUGA
Peniophora sp. CBMAI 1063 is the source of this 1008-nucleotide messenger RNA. The record is from the annotation of a GenBank genome assembly. Lineage: Eukaryota; Fungi; Basidiomycota; Agaricomycetes; Russulales; Peniophoraceae.